Drosophila busckii is the source of this 1194-nucleotide messenger RNA. Its product is annotated as ervatamin-B. The transcript is spliced from 2 exons. The coding region runs from base 6 to 1010 and encodes 334 amino acids. Gene Ontology annotation, cellular component: lysosome. NCBI's taxonomy places the organism in Eukaryota, Metazoa, Arthropoda, Insecta, Diptera, Drosophilidae. The record is from RefSeq and is a predicted model, not a curated record. Gene Ontology annotation, molecular function: cysteine-type endopeptidase activity.
CCGAGAUGUUCAAGUUGCUGCUUUGCUGUGUGGGCUUGUUCGCAAGUGUCUAUGCGAUAAAUUAUGGGCAGGACCUAAUGACCUUUGAGCAGUACGAGACAUUGUUUGCGAAAACUUAUGCAACGACAAAAGAGCGUAAUGAUGCCAAAUACUAUUUCAACUAUCAUAGACAAUGGGUAGGCCAGCAGAAUCAAUUGGCAGAUCGCCAGAAGAGCAGCUUUAGAGUGGACUUCAAUGCGUUCUCGGAUAUACGUACGCUGGCCUUUGCGGCGCGUUUGCCCAAGGCGAUCUACCCCGCAGUGUCUAAUGAUGCAACGCCCAUGCCAGCGACUGGUCCAACUCCAGCAGCAUUCAAUAUAAUUGAAGAGUUUCAAGUGCAAGUGCAAGCACAGGAUCAAGGCUUGGUUUGCAGCAGCAGCUGGGCCUAUGCAGUGGCCAAGGCGGUGCAGAUAAUGAAUGCCAUACAGUUGGGAACUCUCGCGCCAGUUGAUAUGUCGGCGCAACAUUUGAUUGAUUGCACCGGCUUGGGCGCUGGCUGCAGCACUCAAGUGCCACAAACAGCUUUCGACUUUCUACAACUGCCCAACGCUCAAUUGCUGACCCAGGCGGAUUAUGCAGCAAGUCCAGCACAAAGCACGCAGGGCAUGUGCAGAGGCAGUGCGUCCACUGUCGGCGGCAUUCGCGUGCUCAGCUAUGCACGCCUCAGCACUGAUGCCGACGUCAUGCGUUAUGUAGCCAGCGGCUUUCCCAUCAUAGUCGAAUACAAUCCGGCAGAAUUUGGAUUUCAGCACUACAAGAGCGGCGUCUAUGUGCCAGCCGCGCCCAAGGCACAGGCCUCACAGUUUCUAGUCGUAGUUGGCUACGGACAUGAUGCUGAGAGCAAUCUGGACUACUGGUUGUGCCUCAAUUCCUUUGGCGAGGGCUGGGGCGAGCGUGGCUUUAUUAGGAUUGUGCGCAAGGCAGCGUAUCCAAUUGCCAAGCGUGCAAUCUUUCCCAAUACUUUGGGUUAAGGCUUAGUGAAAUAUAUAUAUUUAUGGGCAUUCAAUGUAAAAACAUUUGCUUUUUGUUUUUGUUUUGUGAAAGUUUAUAACUUGUUCCGUUUUAUUCAAUAUUAUUCAAUGGUUUUGUAUUUAGUUUAUUUAUUGAUUUUUCAUCUACAAGCGGAGCUUUACAGACUUAAAUACUAAAAAUUAA